CCUAAAUGUUGUUAUAUGGGAAGCGGGGAUUAGGCAGUUCAUUGAGUCUCGUUGUGUGAGCAGUGUUUCAGCAGCAGCAUCAACGAGGUAGGCAGGCAGGCACAGCUGGAGACCACAUGCAUGUCAGUGGAGAGAGAGGGAGAGACUGUCUCGUCUGCUCUUGUAUGCCGUACAGCGGCAGUGCUUCUUCUGUACUGUGUUUGUCACAGAGAGGCAGAUUCAAGCUCCUCGUCAAAGCAACGGAUGGGAUGGACUGCUGAUUUACUAGCCCUCUUCCUUUCCUGUUACCGUUCGUGGAUAAGCGACAAUGACAGAUCCAUCCCUCUGUGGAGGACGGAGGAGUGGGGAGGCAGGAAGACGAUGCAGUCUCACUCAGUCAGCCAAUAGCAAGUAGGACUGGAAUCUACACACUUCAGUGUUCUGAUCAGAUCACUGGCUGUAAAAUGCCUGAUCACUACUGGAUCAUUUCUAUGGAAAAGGGGCUUCAUUUGUUUGGAGUCUGUGCAUACUGAUGUAUGACCUGUUCACCAGGCCCGAGCAGCCACCGGAACCCGAACCGGAGCAGCCACCGGAACCCGAACCGGAGCAGCCACCGGAACCCGAACCGGAGCAGCCACCGGAACCCGAACCGGAGCAGCCACCGGAACCCGAACCGGAGCAGCCACCGGAACCCGAACCGGAGCCGCCUGUGUCUACAGCGGAUACAGACGAUAUGGAAGGGAGAUGCCGUGGAGAGGCUGAGGCCCCAGGACAGCAGAACCGAAUACAGCAGGACAGCCAUACUAACACAGAGGAGCAUGGUAAUACUACUACUACUACCAAUGGGGACUCAAUGGACAAGGCAAAUCUAGACACUACCUCUACCACUGUUACUACCCCUGUGACACCCAAGAGGCACAACUCACUUUACCAGGACCUCAACGACUGCGAGGUGGGAGGGUUUCGCAAGAAUGGCACUGACUAUGGCUUCCUGGUGCGUCAGAACUCAGAGCUGCUGCGAUCUCUGGAUGAGAUGGAGAAGACCUGCAACCACCUGAGAGAGGAGAACGGCCUGCUGCGUAAGAGCAGCGCCCCGGAGACGGAGGAGAAGGUGAAGCGUCUGAGGAGGAAGAACAUAGAGCUGGCUGUCAUCGCUAGGAGGCUGGAGGACAGAGCACACAAACUACAGGAGGCUAACCUCAAAGUGGUGAAUGCCCCAGCUCCGGUGGAGCUGUACAAGCGGGCGUUCGCCCGUCAACGAGCCCGUGACCUGGCGCAGCACGCAGACACAUUGCUCUCCAAGGACAAGGAGAUCGCCGCCCUGCAGCAGGAGUGUAGGGAGAUGGAGACGCGCUUGGGCACAGCCAAGGGCUCCCCAGUCCCGUCUGGCGUAGUGGAGUUUGAGAGGCUGCUAAGGGAGUCACAGAAGGAGGUGCUGAGGCUCCAGAGGCAACUGUCAAUCUCCUCCUCCAGAGUCAUCUCCUCCAGAGUCAUCUCCCCUAAAGACACGUCCUGUGAAGACACCUCCUUCAGAGUCACCUCCCCUAAAGACACCUCCUGUAAAGACACCUCCUCCAGAGUCACCUCCUCUAAAGAUACCUCCUGUAAAGACACCUCCUCCAGAGUCACAUCCUCUAAAGACACCUCCUGUAAAGACACCUCCUCCAGAGUCACCUCCCCUAAAGACACCUCCUGUAAUGACACCUCCUCCAGAGUCACCUCCUCUAAAGACACCUCCUGUAAAGACAUCUCCUCCAGAGUCACAUCCUGUAAAGACACCUCCUGUAAAGACAUCUCCUCCAGAGUCACCUCCUAUAAAGACACCUCCUGUAAAGACACCUCCAGAGUCACUUCCUCUAAAGACACCUCAUCCAGAGUCACCUCCCCUAAAGACACCUCCUCCAGAGUCACCUCCCCUAAAGACAUCUCCUGUAAAGACUCCUCCAGAGUCACCUUCCUUAAAGACGCAUCCUGGAAAGACACCUCCUCUAAAGAUGACUGUUGCAGAGUCGCCUCUUGUAAAGACACCUCUUGUAAAGACACCUCUUGUAAAGACACCUCUUGUAAAGACACCUCUUGUAAAGACACCUCCUGUAAAGACCCCUCUGGCAGGAAACACAACGGACACGGAAGGCCCUGCAUAACAAAGGAGGAAAGGGAGGAGAAGGUUGCAGCAGAGACCCAAUUCUUGGCGUUAAAUGAGGCGCCUGCCAGGUGUGAGGAGACUCCCAGAGAGGAGGAGGGGCCACGAGUGAUCCCAACUCCGCCGGGGCCCGCCCCCACCCCGAGCCACUCCCACCAGAAGGAGCACACAGAAGAUCAAAGACUACAGUUGCUGGAAUGUGAGCUGAGCAAGAAGAGAAAAGAAUGUGAAAACUUGGAACAUGAAGUUAGGAAGAGACAGAAGGGAUGUCUGGAUUUGGAGAGCCAGCUUGAGGAUGAGCGAGGCAAAAAUGGGCAUCUAGAGGAGGAGGCAGAUCUCCUCAGGAGGAAGGCACAGCUGCUCGACCAGACCUGGGUUGAGAAUGAGGAGCUGAGAGAACACCUCUCUGAAGUGACCGCUCAACGUGAUUCAGGUCUCAAGGAGAACCAGAGACUCCGUGUCAAACUGGAGAACCUGGAGCAGGUCCUAAAGCAUAUGCGAGAGGUCGCCGAGCGCAGGCAGCAGCUGGAACUGGAACAUGAGCAGGCACUGGCUAUCCUCAAGUUCAAACAGAAUGAGAUCAAACGACUACAGCGGGCAGAGUUUUUUGCCAAGAGGGAGCAUGAGGGAGUGGUACAGAUGCUGGAGACUACAUUGGACUCCAUGCAGUCUAAGGUGCGGGAGUUGGAGGAUAAGUGUCACAGCCAGAGUGAACAGUUCAGCCUGCUCAGCCAUGAGCUGGAGACCUUCAGACUACAGGCUGGCAAACUGGACCUGUCUGGCUCCACCAUCCUCACUAACCCCCCUCUCUGCCAUCUGACCAAUGGGGUGGGCCUCACCGGAGAUGUGGCAGCAACUCUACAGAUGGGGGCCACCCCUCACGCUGCGGGUCUCACACGCUCCCCCACCGUAAAGCACCGUGAGCUGCCCACCAUCAGCCUGACCAAGUCCUCCAGCACCCCCAAGUCUGCCUCUGAUACCACCCACCUCUCCCCCAAGUCAGCCGAGUCCCACCACAGCCCCCACCACAGCCCACACCACAGCCCACGCAGGACCAGUCCCACGCCACACGAGGUUGACACGGCCAGUGAAGUGGAGGAGCUGGACAUCGAUGUAUCCCCAGCGCCUUACACAGCUCUCAGGGGAGCCUCCCAGCUACAGGUGUUCAUUGCCAGAUACAGCUAUAACCCUUAUGAUGGUCCCAAUGAUAACCCAGAGGUGGAGCUGCCUCUCACCGCUGGGGAGUACAUAUAUGUUUAUGGCGGUAUGGAUGACGAUGGCUUCUAUGAAGGAGAGCUGAUGGACGGGCGAAGAGGGCUGGUCCCCUCCAACUUUGUGGAGCGUGUCUCAGACGACGACAUGAUAAGCGCCCACGUUCCAGAGGGCACGGAUAUAUCCCACAACUCCCUGCUGGACAGCAGCCUGCACAGCGCCAGUCACCAGCACCACCUCUGCCUUGGGGGCCCAGGUACCUCUGAGAGGACAGACCCUACGCCAGCAGCCUCCGUCCCGAAUUCUCUCUCCGUCCCCUCAGGGGAGCAGUUCCCCUCGGAUCCAUCCCUCCCAGCCCCCCUCACCAACGGCCUGGAUCUGGACCUAGAGGUGGGGGUGGGCACUGUGCCUUACCCGCGCAAGCUCACCCUCAUCAAGCAGCUGGCCAAGAGCAUCAUUAUCAGCUGGGACGGACCGCUGGUGCCGGCGGGCUGGGGCAACGUGUGGAGCUACAAUGUAUACGUGGACCAGGAGCUGAAGCUCAACGUGCCCUUCGGCUCCCAGACUAAAGCUGUCCUAGAGAGACUAGACGUCACCCUCAAGGCCUACCGAGUGUCUGUGCAGAGCCUGACAGAGCGCGGCAACUCAGACCAGCUCCGUUGCUCAUUACUGGUGGGCAGGGACGUGUGUGUGGCGCCCACCCAGCUCAGAGUUGACCGGGUAACCGCCACCUCGGCCAGCCUGGCCUGGCUGCCGAGCAACAGUAACUAUGUGCAUGUUGUGUCCUUGAACGAGGAGGAGAUGGAACUGGUGAAGGCUGGCAGCUACUCACUGUGCCUCGGUAACCUCACGCCCAGCCUUCAGUACCAAGUCAAGGUGGAAGCUCAGCCGCACCAAACCCCCUGGGAGAUUCCCCAGGAGAGACGGGAACACAAGACCGCCACCACCACCUUCACCACGUUGGCCGCAGGCCCCCCAGACGCUCCUCUGGGCGUGCAGCUGGAGCAGGGGCCAUCCCCGGGAAUCGCCCUCAUCAGCUGGCUGCCUGUCACCAUCGAUGCUGCUGGGACCUCCAACGGGGUCCGCGUCACCGGAUACACAAUCUACGCUGACAAGAGAAAGGUGUUGGAGGUGUCAUCCCCAACGGCGGGCAGUGCCCUGAUGGGCCCGUCUCAGAUCCAGUCCCUGAUGGCAGCCCACGAGCUCACUGUGCGCACCAUGUCUGCCCAUGGGGAGUCCAUCGACUCCCAGCCAGUCAAUGUGCCCGCCAAGUUGUCCAACAUCAUGACCGGCCAGGCUUCGGCUGCCUCCUGCUCUUCGUCAACCCCCGUUCGUCAGUCAACCCCUGUCCACCAGUCGCCACCCUACCAGUCACCCCCCAUUCGUCAGUCAACCCCUAUCUACCAGUCGCCACCCUACCAGUCACCCCCAGUGCAUCAGUCAACUCCUGUCCACCAGUCGCCCUCCUACCAGUCACCCCCAGUGCAUCAGUCAACUCCUGUCCACCAGUCGCCCCCCUACCAGUCACCCCCAGUGCAUCAGUUAACUCCUGUCCACCAGUCGCCCCCCUACCUGUCACCCCCAGUGCAUCAGUCAACUCCUGUUCACCAGUCGCCCCCAUACCAGUCACCCCCAGUGCAUCAGUCGACUCCUGUCCACCAGUCGCCCCCCUACCAGUCACCUCCAGUGCAUCAGUCAACUCCUGUCCACCAGUCGCCCCCCUACCUGUCACCCCCAGUGCAUCAGUCAACUCCUGUUCACCAGUCGCCCCCAUACCAGUCACCCCCAGUGCAUCAGUCGACUCCUGUCCACCAGUCGCCCCCCUACCAGUCACCUCCAGUGCAUCAGUCAACUCCUGUCCACCAGUCGCCCCCCUACCAGUCACCCCCAGUGCAUCAGUCAACUCCUGUCCACCCGUCGCCCCCCCUACCUGUCUUCGUCACCACCCGUCCAGCCCCAAUCCCCAUCUUACGGAAACUCAGCUGCCAAAGUGUCCACGCUGCCCUACGCCACUGCCUCGCCGCCACUAGACAUCGCCCACGCCAUGGGCCCAGCCCACAUCUAGGCCCAGCAGUGGCCACGGAGCAGAGCAGAGCAGACACAGACCGCCCCAGAGUUCUCCGUCCUGUCAUGUCCAUCACAGACUUUCUCCCUGUGGAGGACGACUCCCGUGUCAACCUUUCAACCCCUGAGCCCUACCCCACCCCGCCCAAGGCCCUUGUGCCACCCGCUGGGGACCUCAUCAACCCCCUGGACACACAGCCUCUCCGGCCCCCCAGAGCCACCUCUCCCCUGGAUUCAGAACCAGACUACUCCAUGGAGAGGCCGACCACACGCUUGGUGUCCAUGGAGGAGUUCCUCAGUCAGGACCAGGACACAGGCUUCAACAGGCAGCAGCGGUAUACUGCCGGUCUCGGUAUACUGCCGGUCUGUAAGUGUGUUGUGCUGUGUGGUUCUGUCCUGUGGUUCAGCGGUAUACUGCCGGUCUCCGGUAUACUGCCGGUCCGGUGGAGCCAGAGAGGCAGUAGGGGAUCUGACCUGUCUGAUAUCCUGGAGGAAGAGGAGGAUGACCUCUACUCUGACCCCCCUGGAUCCGCCCUGGCCCGGGGGUACACCACCGGAGCCAACAGGCCAGACCAGUGGGAGGUGCCGGACAGUGACGAGGAGAUUGUGGAGAAGAUCCUGAAGCUUCCUCCUCAGGCCCAGACUCAGGCCUACCACUACCAUCAGCAGGGUCAUCAUCACCACAACGAGCACUUGUUCAGCAUCCCAGAGGUCACCGAUGAAGAGGAUAACAGUGUCGACGAGGACUAUAGUCACCGUCGCCACCGCAGGCAGUCCCAAGCCGGGCCCAGCCACCAUCCUGAUGAUCCCCACUACCACAGCCCCAGACACCAACCUCAGCCCCACCACCACCACCACCACCACCACCACCACCACAGCAGCAGACCCGAAGCCAAAGAGCCUUCACCCAGACACAGUGGUGGUGCUGUUUUUCGGGCCCAGAACAGGGUCCACUACACAGACACAGUAGACAGCAUCAGCCACCCUGAGGAGGGGCUGCUGGACACCGGGGGCAGUAGGGAUGUUUGGGUUCCCCGGGCCACCCAGAAGGCCCACCACGGUGGGGGAGGGAGUAAGGCGGGGACGAUGGCCUUGGUAGGCGGACUGGGGGACCGGCUCAGACGAGAAGCCUUGCUACGGAGUCAGAUGGCGGUCGCUGCGUUUACGACCCAGGCCACCGGACACACACCGGGUCCGGGCUCCCACCCGGUCAGAAAGACCGUCCGGAAGGUCAAUUCCCCGGUGGGCUCGGUAACAGAAAUCGACCUUGAGUACGGGACAGACGAGGAGGAGCCGUUGACCUACGACCCCGGGGAACGAGGGGAGGUGGUGGUAGACCAGAUGAGCUCUGAGUGGUGGGUGGAGGGGGUACAGCCUGAACCCCGGCCUCUGCUCCGGGGAAAGCCUGCCCUCCAGGCCAUCGCAGCUACUGCAGCAGAAUGGGAGUCUGGCAGAAACCUGUCGUUGGAGGCUGGUGCUGGGUGGAGCGGACAGCCUGGACUAUCUCCUAAACUGACCAGGUCAGAGGUCAUACAUCAGCUCAAAGAGAGCAUGGAUCAUUCAUGGCCUAUAGGAGACAAUGAGGUUCGUAUCUUUGUGGCUCUGUUCCCCUACGACCCGGUCAACAUGUCUCCCAACCCCGACGCUGCUGAGGAAGAACUGCCCUUCAGAGAGGGACAAAUCAUCAAGAUCUACGGAGACAAAGACUCGGAUGGAUUCUACCGCGGCGAGUCGAGCGGUCGUCAUGGUUACGUGCCAUGUAACAUGGUGUCAGAGAUUCAGGUGGAGGACGAGGAGACCAGAGAGACACUCCUGCAGCAGGGCUUCCUGUCUACCGCAACAAACAUGGAGAAGAUAGGCACUCGCUCACAUGCACAGCUUCCGCGUCGCCCUGUCCCACCGCCGAAACCGAGACGAUCCAAGAAAGUGGAGGCUGCUGCGCUGUGGGAAGAUAGCUUAGACUCCUCCAGUCAAGACCCCAGCCAAUCUGAUGUCGCCACGGCAAACCCGGCGGACACCGGUCCUCGCAGGAUGAAGGCCAUCUUUGAUUACGACCCGAGAGAGAGCUCUCCCAACGCUGACAUCGAGGUUGAGCUGACCUUUGGUGCCGGGGAUAUCAUCUAUGUGUUUGGUGACAUGGACGAUGAUGGGUUCUUCUAUGGUGACCUGAACGGACACAAAGGCCUGGUCCCAUCUAACUUCCUACAGGCUGCCCCAGAGGCUGCUGGGAAAGCUCCACCAUUUGACUCCCAGCCUCCAUCUGUAGCCGAGCCCAGGACAGAAUCGCAGGUGAGCCUGAGCACAUUCCCAGAGGAGGUUCCACAUCCACCCCUCCACACAGGGCUGACUGGCCCAGUCCACACACAUCCACCCCUCCACACAGGGCUGACUGGCCCAGUCCACACACAUCCACCCCUCCACACAGGGCUGACUGGCCCAGUCCACACACAUCCACCCCUCCACACAGGGCUGACUGGCCCAGUCCACACACAUCCACCCCUCCACACAGGGCUGACUGGCCCAGUCCACACACAUCCACCCCUCCACACAGGGCUGACUGGCCCAGUCCUCCACACAGACCACCAACACCUGGAUCCGUCCGCAGCAGCAGCCAUGAUGAAACCCUCCUCCAUGGACCCUGCCCCAACCCCAAGGCAAGCCAGCCUCAGCACCUCUCCGCCCCACGUCCCAGCAGAAAGCCCCCCACAGACAGACCAGACAGACGUCUCCCCACCAGACAAGAAAAAGAAAGGCUUGUUCUCCAAAGGGAAGAAGCUUUUCAAGAAGCUGGGAUCCAGCAAGAAGGAUUGAAACUUGGGACAUUUACCAACUCAUUGCAGUUUUUGUUGAAAACACUUUUAUAUCAUCAUCAGUCUUGGUUGUCUUGAACUAUGCUGUUAGUUUAGUUGUAAUAUUCAGUAACUAUGGAUACACUAAGAUAUUAUACAGCUGAAUACAUCUCUUCGAUAUAAUACUAUUAAACCAGCUGGCAAUAUGUGGAGCGUAUUUUAUGUGUAUCUGAAAUGGCACCCUAUUCCCUAUAUAGUGCACUACUCUAGCACCCUAUUCCCUAUAUAGUGCACUACUAUAGCACCCUAUUCCCUAUAUAGUGC
Oncorhynchus kisutch (coho salmon) is the source of this 8511-nucleotide messenger RNA. It is a transcript of the gene tspoap1, whose product is annotated as TSPO associated protein 1. The transcript is spliced from 34 exons. The record is from RefSeq and is a predicted model, not a curated record. The coding region runs from base 512 to 8209 and encodes 2565 amino acids. Lineage: Eukaryota; Metazoa; Chordata; Actinopteri; Salmoniformes; Salmonidae. Gene Ontology annotation, molecular function: protein binding.